ACAUUGAUGAAUGCUCAGAUGGCUUUGUUCAGUGUGACAGCCGUGCUAACUGCAUUAACCUGCCUGGUUGGUACCACUGUGAAUGCAGGGAUGGCUACCAUGACAAUGGGAUGUUUUCACCAAGUGGAGAAUCCUGUGAAGACAUUGAUGAAUGUGGAACUGGAAGGCAUAGCUGUGCCAAUGACACUAUUUGCUUUAACUUGGAUGGUGGGUAUGACUGUCGAUGUCCCCAUGGCAAGAACUGCACAGGAGACUGUAUCCAUGAAGACAAAAUCAAGCACAACGGUCAGAUUUGGGUGCUGGAGAAUGACAGAUGCUCUGUCUGCUCGUGCCAGAGUGGAUAUGUGAUGUGCCGACGAAUGGUCUGUGACUGUGAAAAUCCCACCGUUGACCUGUUUUGCUGUCCUGAAUGUGACCCGAGGCUCAGCAGUCAAUGUUUACAUCAGAGUGGGGAGCUUUCCUACAACAGCGGAGACUCCUGGAUACAGAACUGUCAGCAGUGUCGCUGUUUGCAAGGCGAAGUUGAUUGCUGGCCCUUGCCAUGCCCAGAGGUGGACUGUGAGUUCAGCAUCCUCCCCGAGAAUGAGUGCUGCCCACGCUGUGUCACUGACCCCUGCCAGGCAGACACCAUUCGCAAUGACAUCACUAAAACCUGCCUGGAUGAAACCAACAUCGUUCGCUUCACUGGAUCUUCUUGGAUUAAGCACGGCACAGAGUGCACCCUCUGCCAGUGCAAGAAUGGCCACGUCUGUUGCUCAGUGGACCCACAGUGCCUUCAGGAACUGUGACACCAACAACCACCUCUCACAAGCAGUUUCUGGUUAAAGAAUUUUCAUUCACAAAAAAGACCUUCUGACCAAAAAUUGUACAAAAUUCUAACUAAAAUUAGAUUGGCUUUGUCCAUCUAAAGUGCAGAUAUGUUACACACUGAAUUACCUGGAUCAGAGUGAAAUUUAUGGACUCAAGACAAGCUCAGAUGUGUAAACCUUUGUAUGAGGUUCGGCCCAAAUCUUCUGGCUAUUUGUCUGUCUGACAUCAUUAUGCAGAAUAUUUAGGUUAGUGUAAAGUGACACAUUGUAAUACUGUACGUAAUGAUGUCAAGAUCCAAAAUCGACUAGGAACUCUUACAGGGUCUUCCAAAGCUUUGUGAGUCUAACAUUUGACCAGAUACAGAGAUUUUUUUCCCUAAUCAUAUUUGGAUCUGCACAAAUGUGUUUGAUUGUUCACUGCAGAAUUUCGCAGACGUUUGAGUAAAAGGAUAAAGCCUUCAGGAAUAAAGAAUCUAGCAGUGAAGAUAUGAUAUGUACAGUAUGUGCGCUGAAAAAAAAGGAAGUUAUUGUAAAAAUAAAAAUGCAAACA
Molecule: messenger RNA, 1359 nt
Organism: Mesitornis unicolor (brown roatelo)
Lineage: Eukaryota; Metazoa; Chordata; Aves; Mesitornithiformes; Mesitornithidae
Product: protein NEL
Exons: 5
Molecular function (GO): calcium ion binding; protein binding
Source: RefSeq, a predicted model, not a curated record